Molecule: messenger RNA, 3972 nt
Organism: Monopterus albus (swamp eel)
Lineage: Eukaryota; Metazoa; Chordata; Actinopteri; Synbranchiformes; Synbranchidae
Product: GDNF family receptor alpha-4-like
Exons: 9
Coding region: 335-1633 (432 amino acids)
Biological process (GO): nervous system development
Cellular component (GO): external side of plasma membrane; signaling receptor complex
Molecular function (GO): signaling receptor activity
Source: RefSeq, a predicted model, not a curated record
UGCGACGCACUCACACACAAGACCAACUGCGACGCAACUCUGACUCGGAGACGGAGGGUGAGCAGCGGCAGAGAAACUUUCUGGAUGUAUGUUUUUGAAAUCUGACUAAUGCUUUCACCAGAAAUUAAACUGGGAAGGGAGAAAUAAAUGGGAGAACUUGAAUCGCUCCAGUCGUGUGCACGGUUCAGUUUCGCCAAGUUUGUGUUUUAGACCAUCCGACCUGCUUCUGUCCGUGCGGGCGCAGUAGCAGCAGAGGAGGAGGCUGGAUGUGGCAAGAGACGGGUCACUGAAGUGCUGUGCGCCGGGUGCGAGUCCCCCAGUCCCCAGCUCUCCAAUGUCACAGGACAGGAUGAUGAUCAUUGGACUUCUGUUGAACGUCUUCUCUCAUGGUAAUGUGCCAGUAUCCGCAUCCUUAGACUGUCUAGAGGCAGAGCAGGGCUGCGUCCAGGAUCAGUCCUGCAUGGUCCUCUAUCGACUGUUGGAGUACUGUGCAGCUGAGGAGGCGGUGUCACCCCUUGGUCCAGACGCCCGUUUAGAGUGCCUGGAGGCCCAGAACUCCUUGCAGCAUUAUCGCCCCCUUCAAGUUUGUAAGUGUAAGCGUGGGUCUCGCAGGGAGGGACACUGCCUCAGGGUCUACUGGACUGUGAGAUUUGGAGCAUAUGAUGAGUAUGAAGUGUCUCCAUAUGAAGAACUGGAGUUAAAUCUGGUGAAAAACAUUGAGAUGUCACGUAUGGCCUCCAUCAUGGCAGCUUCUUCUCUUUCUGUGGAUGGCCAAAACCAGUGUCUGAAGGCAGCUCAGGACUGUGGCCUGUAUGAGAAAUGUGGCUCCCUCCGGUCAGAGUAUGUCGUAGCCUGUACCAAGCGAGCAACAGCCGCUGACAACAGCUGUAACCGCCAGAAAUGCCACAAAGCCCUACGGCGCUUCCUGGAGCGUGUGCCAGAAGAGUACGGCUUUGCUCUGCUCUUCUGUCCCUGCUCUGACACUCUGUGCGGAGAGCGCCGGAGGAAAACCAUCGUCCCGUCGUGUUCCUAUGAGGAGAAUAGAGAUGAGCUGUGCAGAUCGCGGUUUGCUGAUUUCCAACACAACUGCCAGCCCUCCUCUCUCUCUGCCUCUGGCUGUGUGCGAGAGAGCAGAGCCAUGUGUCUGAAGGCCUACGCUGGACUCAUAGGAACCAUCAUGACUCCAAACUAUGUGAGCAACAGCAGCACAGAUGUGUCCCAGUGGUGCACAUGUGACGGCAGUGGGAACGAAUGGCAGGGCUGUCAGCGCAUCCUGCAUAUGUUCAGCAACAAUAUAUGCCUGAGCAAUGCCAUCAGCUCCAUGGGAAUCUCCGCACCUCCUCCUGUUGAAAACGCUCCUGUGCCAGGUUCUCAGCCCUCCCCUCGCAUCAACCAAGAGAGGGUCCACGACAGUGUUAACACUCUUCCUGAAUUCAACAGUAUGGAAGACAGCGAGGAAGAGGAGCGGAAAGAGGAGGAAUUCAACGUCAUCCCUCCGUAUUCUGAGAAGGACUCUAACAUUGAUUCGGGGGACAGAGGGAGUCAGCGAGGAGCAGCCAGCCAGACACUACCUGUGUUACCAUUAUUGCUGCUGCCUACGCUCAUCCUGGACUGGGAGUGUUGGUGCUGCUGAUGUCCCUGUCUCAUCCUCUGCUUGUAUUUUACACUCGCUAUCAUUUUCACAACUAUCACAGCCCUCAGAAUGAACCACAGAGGACUAGUGUGAAAGGAAAGAAAUGGAAAUGCUUCUCCUCAACAUUUCUUUUUCUUUUUUUUUUUUUUUAAUAUCCCCACUUGUGAUUUGUUUCUCGUAUUACUGCCUCUUCAAGAGUUAAAAGAUAACUGCAGUCCUGCUGUAUCUGCCACAUCUUUGCUUGAGUCCUCUCUGAAUGGAAGGGUACAACAUGAGUAGGUACAUGAGUGCAUGGGUGAAUUAAGAAUUGCUGCCUGGGCAAAUAGAGCCUGCUUCACACUCAAGUACACCCCCUCUUUUAACAAAAAGCACAUCGCCCAAGGCCACAUCCACUAUACGUGCUCCCAAAAAGCAUAACAAGUCGACUCCACUGCAUCUGGGCCUGAGCACAGGUUUUGAUUUCUAUUUCAUGACUUGUGUCACACCCGUUUCUCUGUUGCACCCCAGGGCUCUUCCUCUCCAUCCCCCAUAUUGUGGUUCAAUAAGUAAUAUCACUGUACAAGAAGCCGAUAAGUAACUUCACCGGACUUAAACUGCUUAAAAAAAUACGUUUUAAAAUCACUUCAUUUAAAAACCUGAUAGGACGUGUUGUCACAUUUUGUAUAGGAGAUCUUUUGCCUUUUCAGCCUUUGGUCCUUCUCACUUUGUGCACCAGAAAGUACAACAGUCACACUGCUCUGCUUCUUUUGAUACUACACCACUUAGUAUUAUUCCCACCAGGGUGAGAGACUGAGAUCUCAACCACGGGCAAAAGUAAUAAGAGCAAAUUCUAUUGUAGCAAUGACGAGCAGAGAAAAGCAACAUAAGCAAUUACAACGCAACUCAAAUUGUUCAGCAUGCAGGGAAAGUCUGGAGUAAGGCUCAGGGGAGGGAGUAGCCAAUUUACCGCUGUCAUACCCUCUCACUUUUUUUUUCCUUAGGAGAUGUGUUUUUAGUGCUUCUUCUCUAUCUGUAGCUUUAGAUGUUGUAAGAGCGCGAUGCGGAGAUAGAGACGGACACAGGAGGCUGUAAAGCCUGCUGGCUGUUUUAAUCAUUGAGCAGCACAUUGAGCCAUUCUCUCUGCCUGAAAUAUCUUUUGCUGAUGUUAAUGAUUUUUUUCUCUUAUGGCUCAUUUUCUUGUGAAAUUAUGCAGCUGCGGGGGUGUAGGUAAAGAGAAGUGUAGUGAAGUUUUUCAAGAUAAACUUGUCUAAUCUCAGGAUGAGUUUGCAAGAAAUGACCCUGCUGAGCUCUAGAAGGAAACUUUCUUGUAUAUGUUCAUUUUUAUUAAAUCUGAUUCUGAUUUUUAGGAGUCAGAGUUUGCCUUGCAGCUGUUACCUGCUUCAAGGCAACAUGACAUCAUGUAGCUUUCUGACCAUAUUCUCAUUAGGGGUUUGUUCCACGAAGCUAAGAAGUAGAUGAGAAAAAGGCCAGUUAACAGAACUCUGAAGUGUGACUACAAGUUUAGCAGGUACAAGUCUGGUAUCCAGGUACGUGAACUAGAACCAGACACAUUUUGAUCAUAAACAUGCUACAGAAACAUUACACAUGUCAGUGUUGCAGCUGCAGUGAGUCAAAGUUUCAAAUGAACAGCAUCCAGUGACAAGUGACAAUAUCCGGUGCGCUCUGGCCUUAAUGACUGAAUGUGAGUUUACAUGUAUUUUCACAUUUCAGUAGGUUUGUGUAUAUUUGUAAACUAUGUAAAGUAAAUGUUUCCAUCAUACACAGCUUGUAUUUUUAACCAUUUGAGGAGUUUAAAAGAAAAAAGUUAUUCUCCAUUCAGAAAUGAACUUCUAUAAGAAAAUGUGACGAUUUCCCAGUUUAUUCACUUCUUAGAUCACAUUUUGAAAAUCCAGUUGAGAAUCUAAGUACAGUAAUGAGCUUGACACAGUAACCUUGUCUAAAAUACAUAUCAAACAUUGAACAUCAUAUCAUUCUUACUACGCUUAUAAUGUGUAAUAACUGUGUAAUUUUGUGACAAUUUGUUAAAAGAAAAAUAAAAGCCACACUGGAAUGUAACAGAAAAAAAUCCGCUUUGCUUUAAAUGUCUAAGAAAUGGCCGUGCUGUGUGUGACCCUCUAACAUUUAAUAUAUUUUUUCUCUUAACAUGUCAUUUCAUAUGUGGCACAAAGAGGCUGAGAUACUCUGAUGGUAUUAGGAGUGUUGUUGACUAGUGUAGUGACAAUUUCGGUGCAAACUGAUGAGUGAAUUGCCCUUUUUGAAUACAUAUUAAGAUGUACAGCUUUCAUACCAUUUGUUUUGAUUAAAAGCCUGAACGGUUUGGAUCUGUAAAUAAAAGAUAA